This is a messenger RNA of Quercus lobata, 1375 nucleotides long. RefSeq names its product sodium/hydrogen exchanger 2-like. Gene Ontology annotation, molecular function: potassium:proton antiporter activity; sodium:proton antiporter activity. Lineage: Eukaryota; Viridiplantae; Streptophyta; Magnoliopsida; Fagales; Fagaceae. Bases 1 to 1338 code for a protein of 445 amino acids. Gene Ontology annotation, biological process: potassium ion transmembrane transport; sodium ion import across plasma membrane; regulation of intracellular pH. Gene Ontology annotation, cellular component: plasma membrane. The record is from RefSeq and is a predicted model, not a curated record. The transcript has 12 exons.
AUGGGUUCUUCCUUUGUUUCCAGUUUUCAGGUCAAGAAAAAGCAAUUUUUCAAGAAUUUCACCACAAUAUUGUUGUUUGGGGUAGUUGGUACUGUAAUUUCAUUUUGCCUUAUAUCAUUAGGGGCCAAUUUGUUAUUUAAAAGAAUUGGUGUGACAAGCCUUGAUAUUCAAGAUUACCUAGCUGUUGGUGCCAUAUUGUCAGCAACUGAUUCAGUUUGCACGCUGCAGGUUCUCAAUCAAGAUGAAACGCCCUUACUUUACAGUAUUGUAUUCGGUGAGGGAGUGGUGAAUGAUGCCACCUCUAUUGUGCUUUUCAAUGCAGUCCAAUCACUUGAUGUCAGCAACAUCGAUCUGCUUACAGCAUUAAAAUUGUUGGGGACCUUCCUUUACCUCUUCUUCACCAGUACUGCUCUUGGUAUAGCAGCGGGUCUUAUAAGUGCGUAUAUCAUAAAGACACUUUACUUUGGAAGGCACUCCACAGACCGUGAAGUUGCACUCAUGAUGCUUAUGGCCUAUUUGUCAUACAUGUUGGCUGAGCUUUUAAAUCUACGUGGGAUUUUGACAAUAUUCUUCUGUGGCAUUGUCAUGCCUCACUACACUUGGCAUAAUGUUACAGAAAGCUCACGAGUUACAACCAAGCAUGCAUUUGCAACAAUAUCCUUCAUUGCAGAGACUUUUAUAUUCCUAUAUGUUGGCAUGGAUGCCUUAGACAUUGAUAAAUGGAAAAGCAGCAAAGCAAGCCCAGGAACUUCCAUUGCUGUGAGUUCAACAUUGUUUGCAUUAGUGUUGGUUGGAAGAGCAGCAUUUGUGUUCCCUAUUGCCAAUAUUACAAAUUGCAUAAAGAAAAGACCAAGUACGAAAAUUGAGUUACGGAAACAGUUUAUAAUAUGGUGGGCAGGACUUAUGAGAGGUGCAGUAACUAUCGCCUUGUCUUAUAACCAGUUUGCAAAUUCUGACAAGACGUUAACAGAAGAUAGUGCACUAAUGAUCACCUCAACUAUAAUUGUUGUUUUGUUAGUGUUUGGUUCCAUAACAAAGCCACUUAUUAAAGCAAUGCUGUUAAGGAAUGCAAAACCAGCACAUUCAGAUGCAACUGACAUACCAAGUCUAGAUGACUUACAAAUAUUAUUCCUUAAAAAUGGUGAUCCAAGUGAUCAAGGUGGUAGCAAUGAACCUGCCCACCGGAAGGGUAGCUUAAGCUUGCUAAUAAGUAACCCCACUUCAACUGUUCACUAUUUUUGGAGAAAGUUUGACGACAAGUUCAUGAGACCAGUAUUUGGUGGACAGGGUUUUGUCCCAUUUGUUCCUAGUUCUCCAACUGGUGCAGCAGAUCCUUAGACUUCUUAAUACUAUAUUUUGGUGCAAUAAACUUGAA